Alnus glutinosa is the source of this 1085-nucleotide messenger RNA. RefSeq names its product expansin-A7-like. The transcript has 3 exons. The record is from RefSeq and is a predicted model, not a curated record. Bases 73 to 876 code for a protein of 267 amino acids. Gene Ontology annotation, biological process: plant-type cell wall organization. Lineage: Eukaryota; Viridiplantae; Streptophyta; Magnoliopsida; Fagales; Betulaceae. Gene Ontology annotation, cellular component: extracellular region.
UCAAUAUAUAGGAAAUGCGAAUUGUAAUGGUCACCAAUUAAGGGAGCUCUACCAAAAGUCAGUAAAGGAUCCAUGGCUUCUUCUUCUUCUUCCCUGCAAUCAUGGAGCUUUAGCUUCUUCUUGAUGGCAUCGACAUUGGCAAUGUUCAUCGGCAGCAAACCAGCAGUUGCUGUAACCUUCCGGCUGAGCCCAUGGGGCCUUGCCCACGCUACCUUUUAUGGCGAUGACACUGCCUCCGCGACCAUGGGAGGAGCUUGUGGGUAUGGAAAUUUGUUUGUCAAUGGCUAUGGAACAGAUACAGCGGCCUUGAGCUCAACUCUGUUCAACAAUGGCUACGCUUGCGGGACAUGUUACCAAAUUAAGUGUUAUCAAUCAAAAUGGUGCUUUUCAACGGUGUCGUUCACCACUGUGACGGCUACGAACCUUUGCCCACCAAAUUGGUCUAAGGACUCCAAUGCCGGAGGGUGGUGCAACCCACCUCGAACCCACUUUGACAUGUCCAAGCCUGCUUUCAUGAAGAUUGCACAGUGGAAGGCUGGAAUUGUCCCAGUCAUGUACCGCAGAGUGCCAUGCCAAAGGAGUGGUGGGCUUCGAUUCGCCUUCCAAGGAAAUGGGUACUGGCUGCUGGUGUAUGUGAUGAACGUUGGAGGUGGAGGAGACAUAUCUGGAAUGUGGGUGAAGGGGAGCAAAACAGGGUGGAUAAGCAUGAGCCACAACUGGGGAGCUUCAUACCAAGCAUUUGCAACUCUUCGAGGCCAAUCUCUCUCUUUCAAGAUCACCUCGUACACAACCAAGGAGACCAUAAUUGCAUGGAAUGUCGCCCCUGCGAGCUGGAGUGUCGGACUCACUUAUAAAACAAACGUGAACUUCCACUGAUAUUGCUGCAUGCAUGUCUUCUUCUUUUGUUUGUCUUUUGUUUAUGGAUGACUUUCCUUGUCUUGUAUGUGAUUCUCAUUCACGAAAAUUUUCUCUUUUUUCACCGGCCUGCUGCUAUCAUGAGAGCAGAAGCUGAUCAUGUCAAGCUAAGAUUAGGAUCACUACUUUCAUGUUAAUCUUAUGAUCAAUAUAUAUUUACGUACUCAAAA